AUGGAGCCAAUCGAGUGUGAAAUCAACCUUUCUGACAUUGACACUUCUGAGAAUGAAAAUGACAUUCGCGCGAACAAGGAAAUGAAGGUCAGUCUUUCUGAGGGUGAAAAUGAUACUUCCGAGAGCGAGGACAUGGAGGAUCUUUCUGAACUGAAAGGGAAUCUCUUGGAUACCCUGUCAGAAAUCCAAUCAAAUGGCACGUUCAUAACAGCGAAAGAACUAUCUACUGCUAUUAUUCCUGGUCUUCACGUUCCUGGUAUUGGAGCCAUCGGGCUUCCUGUCACACCCGAUCAAGUGAAGGCUAUGAUUCAAUCUUCCAGAAUGAGCCCUUACGGCAAGGGAAGCGAGACAUUGGUGAAUGAAUCGGUGCGCAAAAGUUGGCAACUUGAUGCCAAUCAGUUUUCUCUUCAGAACCCGCUUUGGAAAGCGCAACUUGACAAUUUCAAAAAAGAGGCUAUUACGGGCCUAGGCCUUACCGCAAACCCAGAGGAGGUCAAGGCAGAGCUGUAUAAAUUGCUCAUAUACGAAGAGGGCGCUUUUUUCUUACCACAUCAGGACUCAGAAAAGGCAGACGGCAUGUUUGCGACACUCGUUGUCAGUCUUCCCUCAAAACAUCAGGGAGGUGAUGUGGUUGCCUCACAUAAGGAUAAAAAAAUGAUAUUCAGCACGGCGGGAAACUCCGAAUUUGGCUUCUCAUGGGCUGCCUGGUAUGCCGACGUCAUGCACGAGGUGAAACCCGUUGUAUCCGGCUAUAGAAUUGUGCUUGUUUACAAUAUGAUACACCGCCCAUCAGCCAUGAUCGUAAAAGCUCGUGACAGUGAGAUGGGCUAUCUCAGCAAGCUGCUUGCUUCGUGGGCUCGUGCCGUUGAGAAUUCGAUGCAUAAUCUACGGAGUUGGAGCGACCAUAUUGAAGACGACUGCCCUCCAGCACUUGUAUAUCUACUCGAUCAUAAGUAUUCCAUUGCAGAGCUCAGACCCUCUCGACUCAAGGGAGUUGAUCAGCAUCGCUUUCUCCAGUUACAGGAAGCCUGCCGCAAGAACGAUUGUGAGAUUUACCUGGCAAAUAUCGAGAAAACGACUACGGGAGAUGUAUAUGAGGAUGAUUACCACGACGAUUACUACGGCAGUUACGGCCGUGGCCGUCGACUUAACGGUAAAGAUUUUCAUAAUCUCGAGGAGGUGUAUGAGUCUAGCCUUGAAUUACUGCAUGUCGUGGAUACCAAAGGCGUAGUAGUCGGAGCAAAACUGUCAUUCCCCGAAAGCAUGAUAGUCCAGAGUGAUAUUUUUGAGCGGGAUCCGGAUGAUGAAGAUUUUGAAGGUUUUACUGGCAACGAAGGUGCUCAUGCAACUCACUUUUUCCGAGAGACAGAUCUAAUCAUGAAGAGAGCGUUGGAACUCACCGACUUUGGACUGUUUGGUCGGGCUUUAUUGCUUGCUGGUUACUUCUCAGACUCUCAUAUAGCCUUGAUCGCCCAGGUUAUCGCUGAUCAUGGAAUAACCCCCAUACGCAAGCCUCUGGACACGAUGAUCAAGGGCACAGACCAAUACGGGCACAGAUCUGGACCAAGAUUGCACAUAUUGUCCGAUAUUAUGAAAGAAUACCAAUCAGUCUGUACACAGACGAACCGAUCGCUUUCGAAUGAGGUAAUAGAUUGGCAAAAUGUGAUGUUUCUCAAUGCAAUCUCCGCUCAACUGGAAGGUUCGGAGUCUGAUGGACAAAAGCUGGCAAAAUCGCUAUCUAAUUUGCCUGUAUCUGGGUCACUUACGAAGAAAAUCGAGGAAUACUUACAACACCAUUUGGAGAACACUACUUUUAUUGCCUCGUUCAUUAUAUCUGCAAACGAGUGCUUGCCGGCAGAAAAUUCACAUGAGGAUGCGAUAGCUGGAAUGAUAAGGCGCUUGUUUCCAAAGGCUAUCCAGUCUUUCAAGAUUGAACACGAAUCAAAUCUGAGCUUUAGUGGAGCUCAUACAAACUCCCACACUAGUUAUGGGUGGAAGAAUAUCUGCAUUUCUCCCACAUUAGUGAUCAAGUUGAUCAAGCUAGCCAGUUCUAUGGAGACCGACACGGAUGGUGUGAUGAAUGUUCUUGCCAGAUAUGCCAAUAACGUCAGGGGUGAUGCAGCGGCGAGCGCUUUUCAUGAAUUUCUAUUCCCUGUAGCGAUGGGGAUUUGUGAGGAUAUAGCACAGACAAAACGAUCUUGGACCGCUGGAGAAAAGGACUUCCUCUUUGGUUUAUUGAAAUCCUAUGUGAAUGGUUUUGUCAAAAAAGCUAGCCCUCCACCAGCGGAUUUCAAAGCCAAAACAAAUAUCCGUUGCACCUGUUCUGACUGCAUGGAUUUACGCAAAUUCAUUGAUGACCAAAGUGUGAGGACUCGGGACUUCAGUUUAGCAGAAAAACGCCGAAAACACCUAGAGCAGCAACUCGAUAGGUCCUACUUUUCCACAGACACCAUCCAAAGGGGUUCACCAUACAAAUUACGUGUCGAGAAAACAAAUGCUAUGCUUGUUUCUUACUUCAACGCGUGGGUUAAAAGAGCACGCAUCGCAAAUUCUGUGCUGGAGAAACUAUCGGAAAAGGGGCCUCUGAAGGAGAUUCUUGGAGAGAGCAAUUAUCGCUCCAUUUUAGAGCAUACCAACCUCCAGAUUCCCACAGAUAGUCCAUCCAACAAUACCACUACCACGAACGCUAGACCUAGGAUUCAAAGCACAGUACCGCAGAAGCGUUCCUUGAGCGGUUACUACUAGAACCGGCCCGGCUAUUGGCAGGUUGCAUUCUAGAAUUAUGCUCGUUAUCGCAAGAUUUCGACGGAUACUAAAAGAAAUGUCUUUAUACGCGUAGCCAAUACUAGUUCAAGUGAUAUGUACAUUAUUUCAGAUGUUUAUACGUGUGGGUACU
Molecule: messenger RNA, 2896 nt
Organism: Talaromyces stipitatus ATCC 10500
Lineage: Eukaryota; Fungi; Ascomycota; Eurotiomycetes; Eurotiales; Trichocomaceae
Exons: 4
Coding region: 1-2745 (914 amino acids)
Source: RefSeq, a predicted model, not a curated record